This is a messenger RNA of Knipowitschia caucasica, 891 nucleotides long. The record is from the annotation of a GenBank genome assembly. Lineage: Eukaryota; Metazoa; Chordata; Actinopteri; Gobiiformes; Gobiidae.
AUGAAUCCCUCAGAAGAGGCUCUGGAUGCUAUGGUAGCCCUUGUUGAGGCCCAGUUGUUGCACAGCGAUGGUCCUGCCUCACCAGACCUGCUCAGUGAGCUGCAUGGGUCACCUGCACCUGCCUCAACCCCCGAGUCUCAAACUGACAACUCGGAGCAGUCGACACUGGAACGUUCUCCAGCCACGACAAGAGAGGUCUCACACCGUCCACUUGGACCUGCCCCACGAAAGACCUUCUACCCUGCUCAAAGGCCUCCUUACUCCCGAAUGGCCCAUGCCUCUCCACAGGACAGGGCAACUUCCUCUCAACCGUCUCUCCCUUUAUACAUGAUGAUCCCUGGACCAAAACUCGUGCCUGUCCCCUCCACUGGACCAACACGUCAUUGUCCAGCGAUGAUCCAUGGACCAGCAAUGUUCCAGGCAAAGCAACCGGUUUUCUAUACAUCCCAAGCAACGGCUGGAAAUGUCCCUUCAAGGAAGAGGAAGCGGGAUGCAGAUGACGCUGGGAGGCCGUAUAUCAAGAAACCUCUGAACGCCUUCAUGAUUUACAGAGCAGAGCAGAGAGGAGCCAUCAUGCAGGAGCUUGGCAUUACCAACUCAGCAGAAGUCAACACCAUCCUCGGCGAGAGAUGGGGCGAGCUAUCUGAGGCAGAACAAGCUCCGUACUAUGAGAAAGCCCGAGUGCUCAAGAGAGAGCACCAGGCCAAAUACCCUGAUUGGUCCCCUAAAGACAACUCCAUUGUCAACCUCAGUGCUACGGCCAACCUCCAUCCUAUGGUCAUCCUCCAGUCUAUGGCCGACCCCCAGUGUAUGGUACACCCCCUGUAUGUGUCCACACCCCGGCCCGUGUGGAUAACAUGGUCCACCAGAACCCACCUGGUAUCCCGGUGA